Molecule: messenger RNA, 999 nt
Organism: Exserohilum turcica Et28A
Lineage: Eukaryota; Fungi; Ascomycota; Dothideomycetes; Pleosporales; Pleosporaceae
Exons: 2
Coding region: 1-828 (275 amino acids)
Cellular component (GO): nucleus
Source: RefSeq, a predicted model, not a curated record
AUGCGGUUGGCAUUUCCAAACUGCCCGCACUGCUGCACACGGAGGACGCUGAGCCUCUUCAUCCGCUCACUUACAACCCCUCAGUCUGCGUUCCCUGCAAACCGCCUCCCGCUGCUCUCCCCGCACCCAUCUCGAUUCCGGUCUGAUAAACGGCCGCCACCCAUCUACGAUGCGUCGUUAAAGACACCAAGGAAGAAGAAGCUGCUGCAGCUAGAGGCCGACGCCGCCGCCGCCGCUAAAAGCAACGAAAUCCAAGAUGCGCUGACAGACGAGCUGUCGUCGCAGCAGCAGCAGCGAAAACCCUCGCGUCCCGCAUGGGCGAUCCAGAAAGAAGCGCUCCGCGAGAAAUUCAACGGCGAAGCCUGGAGUCCGCGCAAAAAACUGUCGCCAGACACCAUGGAAGGCAUCCGCCAUCUACACCACACACAGCCGGAGAAAUUCACCACGCCGAUUCUAGCCGACCACUUCAAAGUGUCGCCGGAAGCGAUCCGGCGCAUCCUCAAGAGCAAGUGGCGGCCGUCGGACGCAGAGUACGAGGAGCGCAUGCAGCGCUGGAACAAGCGGGGCGAGCGCAUCUGGGAGAAUCUCGUCGAGAUGGGUGUGAAGCCGCCGAAGCGCUGGCGCGACAUGGGCGUUGGGCGGGCGAGGGACGGCGAGGUGCCGCGCUGGAAGUCGCGGAGGAGGAAUCUGGUUGAGGUCGGGGAGAGCGGUGAUGGCGCGGAUGUGCUUGCGAAUUACCUACCCGAUGAGGAUAUCCUGCCUACGGUGGACAAGCAUGGGAGGUCCAAGACCGUGCCGAGUAGCGUGCCGUUGUCGCAGAGGCUGUGAGGACAUCUGCAGGACUGGCUUUGGCAUCUUAGAUCUACCUUUAUUACUUGUGUGGUGUACUGCUUAACAGACUCGUUUACUCUGGUUCAUACAUUUGUUCUCAUACGAGGACCACGCGUUACGCGGCCAUGUGUACGCAUACAUACGUGCAUUUAUCCAUGUCUUGUUUCC